AUGGAGUACCGCAAGAAAGAACCCGCUGCCACAAUUGAUAAGGAUGCGGAAACAGCCAAAGCUGGGAAGGGAGCAGUCAAUAUGAUGCAGAACUCAGUCAAGGAAGAGAUGGAAGGGAUCAGCUCGAAGUCCGAACACAAGAAGGAGGUUUUAACUACCAGAAAGAAGCGAAAGGUUGAGGAAAUCUAUUACCAGUCGGAUGAUAGCGCCUGCGGAGAUGAUGAUAAAUCAGAACGGCUGGAAUAUAUGCCAAGGAAAUGCUCGAGCAAGCACAUUGAAGAGCUGCACUCGAUGGUCUUGGAGCAAGACGAAAUUACAGACGUCGUCCCCCCUUUUCCAUCGAAGCCUAUAGAAUCUUGGGAAAAGUUCGAGAGUGUCCUCAAAGAAUACAAGCGGAAGGACAAUCUAAACACCAUCUUGGACACUUUCGUCUUUGUAGUCCAAAGCUGCUGUUAA
Molecule: messenger RNA, 456 nt
Organism: Phytophthora nicotianae INRA-310
Lineage: Eukaryota; Oomycota; Peronosporomycetes; Peronosporales; Peronosporaceae
Exons: 3
Coding region: 1-456 (151 amino acids)
Source: RefSeq, a predicted model, not a curated record